AUGUCAUCUGGCACAACAGCGGCCACCUCCUCUUCAGCUGGAAAUGCUGAAACUCAGGUGGUUGAUGAGAUACCGGAGGCGUUGAACACGAUUCUCUUGAUGGUUGUCAAGAAUUUCUUCUCUAAUGAGCAUUUUCUGCUCGUCUACCACAUAAUGCGUGCUCAAUGUAUUCGAGAAGAAAAUCUGAAAGCCCGCCUCCAAUUCGAUCAAAAACAACUCCGACAACUUCUGGCUCAGCUGAAAUUGGAGAAAUUAGUGAAAGAGAGGAUAAUUACACAGAAGAAUGAGAAUAAUCGAACAGUUUCAAUCAUCUUCUAUUAUAUCAAUUAUCGGGCGGUGCUGAAUGUGGUCAAAUACAAAAUUGAUCAUAUGAGACAAAAACUGGAAUCCCGAGAGCAAAUGGACACGAAUCGGGCGCAUUACAAAUGCAAUGCCUGUCAGAGUACAUAUGAUACACUUGAUAUCACUCGGAUAUUGGAUAUCGAAACGGGUCGAUUAGUGUGUUGGAGGUGUCACGGAGAGGUAUUGGCUGAUGAAUCAGUGGCACCGACGAAGGCGACGAGAAGCGCGGUCGCCCGUUUCAACGAACAAAUGAACACACUGUACUCUCAUAUCUGUGCUCUCAAUGGUAUCCAAUUGGCUCCGCAUCUUUUGGAACCAGAUAUAGCAAAAUAUCUGGAAGACGAUAAGGCGGCUCUCCAAUUACAGCAACAAAUGGAUUUCUCAUCUGGCGGUGGAAAUCGAAUUCAAUUGGGCGGAGUCGCCCAUUCGUAUCACAAUGCGGCAACGAUUAAUUAUCAGAAUGGAGAUGCCGUUUUCGUCGAUUUGAAUGCUGCUAGUAAUAAAGGACCCGUCGAGGAGGCGAAAAUUAUACCCGAAUGGUUGAAGGAUACGGCGAUAGGUGGAGAAGCGUCACAUAAUGAUAAUGUGUUGGAUCAAGCAACAAACGAGGACGACGAGGCGACAUCAAGUAAAUCUGGUCCGGAUAUCGAAUGGUUGAAAGAAGUGGAAUAUAGUUCAGAAGAUAUGAAACCAGUGAAAAUAGAAGAACCGCCGGCGAAACAAAUCAAAUUGGAAGAAGACGUGACGACAGAAUCUCUUGAGGAUUCAGAAGACGUGAAAGUGAAAAUGGAAUUGGAUGGAGAUUCAGAUGGCCAAGAAGACGAAGAAUGUAUGAUACACGUCGGCGGACGAGUUCUCCCGUUGAGUCAAAUCACUCCGAAAAUGGUCGAAGAGGAGAUGAAUGUGGCGGAGCAGGAGGAGUACUGUAUCAUUGUGCAGGAGUUAUUCGCCUUGUUCUUCUCUCAACAAUGCUCAGUUUAUUGA
This is a messenger RNA of Caenorhabditis remanei, 1326 nucleotides long. RefSeq lists its product as uncharacterized. NCBI's taxonomy places the organism in Eukaryota, Metazoa, Nematoda, Chromadorea, Rhabditida, Rhabditidae. Gene Ontology annotation, cellular component: transcription factor TFIIE complex. Gene Ontology annotation, biological process: transcription initiation at RNA polymerase II promoter; transcription open complex formation at RNA polymerase II promoter. The record is from RefSeq and is a predicted model, not a curated record. The transcript has 7 exons. The coding region runs from base 1 to 1326 and encodes 441 amino acids.